CACAAAUAUUUAUAACUCAAUCAUCCACUUCCACGACCCCAUCACUCUCACGAUCUCACUCCACGCACUGACUACACGAGCUGACCGCUCGCCCUUCACGAUACUGCUCUCCCGCGCCGCCCGCGCAGCUCGCCCAUCACACUUCGCCACCGCCUCCACCGUCUUUGCCGCAGCGCGAUACUCCGCCAUGGCGACCGCUUACGCUGAGCCUGUCCACUCCGUUUCCGCCCCCGUGUCCACCAAGGGCUCGCCCACGCCUUCCUUCUCCGAACCACCCCCUUCCCGCGCCAUCCCCACCGACUUCCGCUCCUCCCUCGCAGCAUGGUGGGCGUCGAGCGGAUAUCGUGACGCGCGCGUCGCCGAGGACCGCCUCCUCCGCCGCUUGUCGUACUACCACCCGCCGGCGCCCGAGCCCUCGCGCUCCUGGUUCUCGUGGAACCACCAGCCUGCAUCGUCGGCCCCGCCGCCAGUUCCUGUACCCACCAACGGGCUCCUCGCCACGCUCCGCACCGUCUUCAUCCCCACUCCUGACCCCACCCUCGCGCCGCCAAGACCGGACAUGCGGAUUGAGGAGGACUCGAGCAUCUCGUCGGAUGACACAACCAAGAGCAAGAAGCACAAGCACGCCCGCUCGCUUCACUGCCACCACGCGGAAGGCCUGACAGAUUACAUCAACACGCUCGAGUUCUCCUCCCCCGCCACAAAGGACAGCAAGGAGGCUGUCGUCGUCGUGCAUGGAUAUGCCGCCGCGCUCGGCUUCUUCUUCCGGAACUGGGACGCCGUUGCGCGCGCCGCCGACGCCACCGGCCGCCGCACGUUCUUCCUCGACUGGCUCGGGAUGGGCCUUUCCUCGCGCCCAAAUCCGAGCCUCCUCGCCGCGCCCGCCGGCUCAGCAGUGGAAGCGCGCGUCGCGCGCGCCGAGCACUUCUUCCUCUCCUCUCUCGAAGCGUGGCGCGCCGCCGAAGGCAUCGAGCGCAUGGUCCUCGUCGGCCACAGUCUCGGCGGAUAUCUCUCGUCAGCCUAUGCGCUCAAGUAUCCUGAGCGCGUGUCGUCCCUCAUCCUCGUCUCGCCAGCCGGCAUCCCGCACGGCCAGCUGAACGAUAAGCCACCGGCCCCGCCCCCCACAAGACAGCCGAAGCCGCGGCCUGUGAGCGACGGCGCCUCGCUCGACGCAGCCGCCGACGCCGCCGAGGCGGAAAUGCACGAUCCCGCAGCGUCGGCCGCCGAGGCGGAAGCCGCUGCCCACCCCCAGCAGAGCGCGACGCGGCGCGGCGUCACAAAGUUCCUCCUGUGGGGAUGGGAAAAGGGCCUCUCCCCCUUCUCAAUCCUCCGCGGCAUGGGCCCGUGGGGUCCCCUCCUCGUUGGCAAGUACUCGAGCCGCCGGUUCGCGUCGCAGAGCGCCGACGACGUCCGCGACCUCCACGCCUACAUCUACGGCACGAGCGUGAUGCGCGGCUCGGGCGAGUUCUGUAUCUCCCACAUCCUCGCGCCGGGCGCGUAUGCGCGCAUGCCCAUCGUUGACCGCAUCAGCCCCCUCAAGGUCCCCGUUACGUUCAUGUACGGCGACAGCGAUUGGAUGGACGUUGAGGGCGGCCGCGCCGCCAAGGCCGUGCUUACCGAGGCCGGCAACCGCAACGUCGAUGUGCAUGUGGUCAAGAAUGCCGGGCACCACCUUUACCUCGACAACCCCGACGACUCGAAUGCCAUCAUCGAGGCGGCGAUCCGCGCCGCGCCCAAGGUCGAGGCGAACUAAUUACGAUAAGAGCCAUUAGAGUUGUAUAUUAGAAUAUUAGAUGCAGCAUAUUCGGACGAGG
This is a messenger RNA of Cutaneotrichosporon oleaginosum, 1814 nucleotides long. RefSeq lists its product as uncharacterized. Gene Ontology annotation, biological process: cardiolipin acyl-chain remodeling; lipid homeostasis; phosphatidic acid biosynthetic process. Gene Ontology annotation, cellular component: mitochondrial inner membrane; mitochondrion. The record is from RefSeq and is a predicted model, not a curated record. NCBI's taxonomy places the organism in Eukaryota, Fungi, Basidiomycota, Tremellomycetes, Trichosporonales, Trichosporonaceae. Gene Ontology annotation, molecular function: lysophosphatidic acid acyltransferase activity; A2-type glycerophospholipase activity.